Molecule: messenger RNA, 2769 nt
Organism: Rhinopithecus roxellana (golden snub-nosed monkey)
Lineage: Eukaryota; Metazoa; Chordata; Mammalia; Primates; Cercopithecidae
Product: deleted in azoospermia protein 4-like
Exons: 34
Coding region: 1-2769 (922 amino acids)
Molecular function (GO): protein binding; mRNA 3'-UTR binding
Source: RefSeq, a predicted model, not a curated record
AUGAGUAGUGGCCCACAGGGUGGGAAGAGGCGGCCUGGCAGUGGUGCGGCCUACAGAGAACAGCAGGCCCAGAAGUGGCGGGACACUGAGCAUGGCGUGAUAGUGGGCCCCGGAGAAGCACUGCCUCACAGGCCAGUUGCAAGGGCCACAGCCUUGGUGCGGCACCCAUUUCCUGCCCUGGGUUCUCUGCUGGCAGCGGUUUUGGGCGCGGGUUCCCCAUUCCCACGCGCCCCAACCCCCGCCAACCUCACUUCCUGCUUUCUCCAGGUGGCUCCGCAAGAUGGUGGCGGGCCUCCUGAGAGACUUGUCGUCUUGAACUGGGAGGGCCGGAACUUCUUCGGGAGUGGUUCUCUCCUGGUCCUUAUACGGGGUGGGCCUGCUGCAAAUCCUGCGACUCCAAACUCAACCAUCUCCAGAGAAACCAGCACCCAGUCUUCAUCUGCUGCAGCUAGCCAAGGCUAUGUUGUACCAGAAGGCAGAAUCAUGCCAAACACUGUUUUUGUUGGUGGAAUUGAUGACAAGAUGGCUGAAGCUGAGAUUAAAAGCUUCUUUGGUAGAUAUGGUUCAGUGAAAGAAGUGAAGAUAAUCACGGAUCAAACUGGUGUCUCCAAAGGCUAUGGAUUUGUUUCAUUUUUUAAUGACGUGGAUGUCCAGAAGAUAGUAGAAUCACAGGUCCAUAUCCAGGGUAAAAAACUGAAGCUGGGCCCUGCAAUCAGAAAACAAAAUUUAUGUGCUUAUCAUGUGCAGCCACGUCGUUUGGUAUUUAAUCCUCCUCCUCCACCACAGUUUUGGAAUGUCUGGAGUAAUCCAAAUGCUGAAAUGUAUCUUCAGCCCCGCGUCACACUGAAUCCUAUAACUCAGUACGUUCAGCCAUAUCCUUCUUAUCCAAAUUCACCAGGUCACGGCAUCAUUGGAUAUCAGUUGCCGGUGUAUAAUUAUCAGAUGCCACCACAGUGGCCUAUUGGGGAGCCAAGGAGUUAUGCUGUACCUCUGGCAUAUCCUACUUAUCCAGAUUCACCAGGACAAGUCAUCACUGGAUAUCAUUUACCUUCUGCUGCAAAUCCUGUGACUCCAAACACGGUCAUCUCCAGAGAGACCAACACCCAGUCUUCAUCAGCUGCAACUAGCCAAGGCUGUGUUUUACCAGAAGGCAGAAUCAUGCCAAACACUGUUUUUGUUGGUGGAAUUGAUGAUAGGAUGGAUGAAACUGAGAUUAAAAGCUUCUUUGGUAGAUAUGGUUCAGUGAAAGAAGUGAAGAUAAUCACGGAUCAAACUGGUGUCUCCAAAGGCUAUGGAUUUGUUUCAUUUUUUAAUGACGUGAAUGUCCAGAAGAUAGUAGAAUCACAGGUCCAUAUCCAGGGUAAAAAACUGAAGCUGGGCCCUGCAAUCAGAAAACAAAAUUUACGUGCUUAUCAUGUGCAGCCACGUCGUUUGGUAUUUAAUCCUCCUCCUCCACCACAGUUUCGGAAUGUCUGGAGUAACCCAAAUGCUGAAACAUAUCGUCAGCCCCGAGUAACGCUGAAUCCUAUAACUCAGUACGUUCAGGCAUAUCCUGCUUAUCCAAAUUCACCAUGUCAGGUCAUCACUGGAUAUCGGGUUCCUGUAUAUUAUUAUCAGAUACCACCGCAGUGGCCUGUUGGGGAGCCCAGGAGUUACGCUGUACCUCUGGCACAUCCUACUUACCGAAAUUCACCAUGUCAGGUCAUCACUGGAUACCAGUUGCCUGUAUAUAAUUAUCAGAUGCCACCACAGUGGCCUGUUGGGGAGCCCAGGAGUUAUGCGGUACCUCUGGCAUAUCCUACUUCCCGAAAUUCACCAUAUCAGGUCAUCACUGGAUAUCAAUUGCCUGUAUAUAAUUAUCAGAUGCCACCACAGUGGCCUGUUGGGGAGCCCAGGAGUUAUGCUGUACCUCUGGCAUAUCCUGCUUACCGAAAUUCACCAUAUCAGGUCAUCACUGGAUAUCAGUUGCCUGUAUAUAAUUAUCAGAUGUCACCACAGUGGGCUGUUCGGGAGCCCGGGAGUUAUGCUGUACCUCUGGCAUAUCCUACUUACCGAAAUUCACUAUAUCAGGUCAUCACUGGAUAUCAGUUGCCUGUAUAUAAUUAUCAGAUGCCACCACAGUGGCCUGUUGGGGAGCCCAGGAGUUAUGCUGUACCUCUGGCAUAUCCUCCUUACCGAAAUUCACCAUAUCAGGUCAUCACUGGAUAUCACUUUCCUGUAUAUUAUUAUCCGAUGCCACCACAGUGGCCUGUUGGGGAGCCCAGGAAUUAUGCUGUACCUCUGACGUAUCCUACUUACCAAAAUUCACCAUGGCAGGUCAUCACUGGAUAUCAGUUGCCUGUAUAUAAUUAUCAGAUGCCACCACAGUGGCCUGUUGGGGAGCCCAGGAGUUACACUGUACCUCUGGCAUAUCCUAUUUACCGAAAUUCAUCAUGGCAGGUCAUCACUGGAUAUCAGUUGCCUGUAUAUAAUUAUCAGAUUCCACUACAUUGGCCUGUUGGGGAGCAAAGGAGUUACGUUGUACCUCUGGCAUAUUCUACUUAUCCAGAUUCACCAGUUCAGGUCAUCACUGGACAUCAGUUGCCUGUAUAUAAUUUUCAGAUGCCACCACAGUGGCCUGUUGGAGGUCAAAGGAGGCGUAUCCUACUUAUCCAAGUUCACCAGGUCAGGUCAUCACUGGAUACCAGUUGCCUGUAUAUAAUCACCAGAAAUCUGUGGACCAAAGCAUACAAACGGUAUCUUGUCUGUUUAAUCAAGAGAACAGACUGA